Messenger RNA from Pecten maximus, 5057 nucleotides. Its product is annotated as NADPH oxidase 5-like. Lineage: Eukaryota; Metazoa; Mollusca; Bivalvia; Pectinida; Pectinidae. The transcript is spliced from 15 exons. Gene Ontology annotation, cellular component: plasma membrane; NADPH oxidase complex. Gene Ontology annotation, molecular function: superoxide-generating NAD(P)H oxidase activity; calcium ion binding. The coding region runs from base 118 to 3213 and encodes 1031 amino acids. Gene Ontology annotation, biological process: superoxide anion generation; defense response. The record is from RefSeq and is a predicted model, not a curated record.
AGGCUUAGGGGUGUCUGAAGUGGAUUGGAUUUGGGUGAUAAACACAGUUUGUGAACAUUAUCCCCAGCUGGGACAUUUCAAGAAAUUCUUGACAUAAGUGGGGAGGAAAUUUGAAAGAUGCUGAAAAGUCCUUAUUCAACAUUGACGGAGAGCGAGUCAGGAAGUGAAAAGGCUAAACAACCUUCAAAACACUUGGUUCGGAUCGACGUCACUUCCGGUGUCGAAGAAAACGUGGGAAUACAAAACAACCUCGAAGAAGAAAAUGAACAUCCGGUUUAUGUAAAUUACUAUCUCUCUGACGGUAACCGUCUUUGGCGACCUAGACACCGGAAAAAGUCAGUGACAGCCAACCAGGAGAUUUUCAACAGUUUUACUUUAAGGCGUUAUCUUCCAGAUACGGGAACUAGUGUCACCAGCAAUCCUUACGGAAUACCCAAAUAUCAAGACUGUUUUGAAAAUAGAUUCCAACCUAUCGUAACAUCUACAGAUAUACCCGAUUCAGAUGUAGUUCCGUUUACAAACAUGGCAGAUAUUGAAGGACUCUCAUUUAGCAGGAUAAACCCAGCUUUUAUAGACACCGAUGGAAAGCAAUCAAAUGUAUCGCAAAAAUCAACGAAAUCAAAUAAGAAAAAAGAGGUAAAGAUUGACGUUGAAAAUAUUCAAUUGAAACACACUGUACAAAAGGAAGAAAGCGAUGAUGUGUUUACCAAUGAGACCGAAAAUAAUAUGAAAAAUAGAACGAAAAACCCGCCUACCGCACAAAUAUCUCCGAUAAUUAGUCCCUCACAGACAGGGAGUGGGGACGGCGAUAGUAUCGCCAUCUCUAUCACGGACGAGCGCGGCCAGGAUCAAGUGGUCGACAACAUUCGGACAUCGGUGUCUUCGCCACCGGAAGAGACUCACCCGGAUGGAAACGGAGACAUUUCACACGGAACUGGAGAGCCAACGAGCCUUGGAGAUGUUCCGCAGAUUAGUGAGGAGGACGUGAAAUGGUUGUCUUGGAUAGAACAACAGUUCACAGCCAUCGCUGGGGAGGAUGGAGAAAUCAGUCUCGAGGAGUUCAAGGACGCUCUCCAUGUCAAACGGUCAUUUUUCGCCGAGCGAUUUUUCGCUCUGUUCGACCAAGACAACAGUGGGUCUAUCGAGCUACAUGAGUUGCUGGAUGGACUGCGUACCCUCACGAAGGGGACACCUGCUGAAAAACUCAAGUUCCUCUUUGAUGUUUACGAUGUAGAUGGAAGUGGAACGAUUGACAGAGAUGAACUUAAAACAGUGUUGAUGUCCUGUACCGAGGAGAGUUCUCUCUCCAUCAGCGAGGAGAAUAUGGACGCCCUUACCGACAUCUUGUUUGACUCAGCUGACGAGGACAACAGUGGCGCCAUCUCGUUCGAGGAACUUAAAGCGGAACUAGAAAAACACCCGGGCGUUCUAGAGAAUCUCACAAUAAGCGCGGCACAGUGGCUGAAGCCUCCCGACAAAAAGAAGAACAAGACACGCAGGCGAUAUUUCACAGUCGCCUAUCUUCGGAACAACCUCAAGAAAGUUGUGUUCUUAAUAUUGUACUUCUUGAUCAACAUUGCGCUUGGAGCCUACGCAGCUUACAGCUAUCGGAACUCUAAUGGAUUUAUCAUAGCGGCGCGAAUAUGUGGCAUGAACCUGAAUUUUAAUUGCAUGUUCAUCCUUGUGUUGAUGUUACGGAAAUCAAUUACAUAUCUUUUGAUGACUAAGAUAGCAAAGUUUCUUCCGCUCGAACAAAACAUUCUAUUCCAUAAAAUGGUUGGAUGGAUGAUAGGUUUUUAUUCCAUCGUUCACACCUUCGCUCACAUAGGAAAUGCAAUCUUACUUGACCAAUCCAAACCCGACCUUGCAUUGUGGGAGAUCUUGUUCACGAACCGCGCCGGGUAUGGAUGGGUAUACGGUACCGCCAUUGUGACCGGAUGGGUGCUGGACAUCAUCAUUGUAAUCAUGAUUAUCUGCUCACUAGAAUUCGUCCGUAGAGGUGGUCAUUUCCAGGUAUUUUACACUACCCACAUGCUCUAUAUAUUAUUCUGGAUCCUGCUGAUAAUUCACGGAUCGAAUUUCUGGAAGUGGUUCGUGGGCCCCGGUGUGAUCUUCAUCAUCGAGAAACUGUUGAGAUCGAAAUUGAUCAAGAAGGCCAGAUACGGCAAUACUUACAUAGAGGAAGUUAAUUUGUUACCAUCCGGUGUAACACAUCUGGUGAUAUCCCGUCCUGUAAAGUUUAAGUACAAAGCUGGAGACUACGUAUUCAUUCAGAUUCCCGCCAUAGCCAAACAGGAGUGGCAUCCGUUUACCAUCAGCAGUGCACCAGAGAUGAAAGGACAUAUUUGGCUCCACGUGAGAUCAGCCGGUCAUUGGACGAACAAAUGUUACAAGUACUUCGAGAACUUGGACCCUGAACUGGAGAAGGGUAAGACAGUGGUGCGAGUUCCUCUUCAGAAGCGCAAAUCUCGGCACAUAGGCAUAGAAGGUAAAAUCAGGCGGUCACCUUUGGAGAAUAUUGAGAUAGAACUAGAAGAAGAAUCUCGACUGAGACGAAAAGAAAAGACGAAAGCGGUUCGCGUACAGUGUUUUAUAGACGGGCCAUAUGGGACUGCUACUCGAGAGAUCUACGAGACAGAGCACGCGGUGUUGGUAGGAGCAGGAAUAGGAAUCACACCCAUGGCGUCUAUACUACAGAGUGUUAUGUAUCGUUAUAAGGCAUCGUUACGGACAUGCCCACACUGUCACAAAGAUUUCUACGGCGAAAUCCCAGAGACCACAAUGAAACUUAAAAAGGUUGACUUUGUAUGGGUGAAUCGGGACCAAAAAGCAUUUGAGUGGUUCGUGUCACUAUUGACUCAGUUAGAGGUCGAUCAGGCUGAGAUAGAGACAAAUGGUGGCCCAGCUGGCUCUCAUAGGAUCAUAGAUAUGCACAUGUUUAUGACCGCGGCACAGAAAAAGACAGAUAUGAAAGGCAUCGGCCUACAGAUGGCGCUGGAUCUGAUGCACAAGAAAGAAAACAAAGACAUGAUAACAGGUUUGAAGACGAAAACGGAACCAGGACGACCUAACUGGGGAAAGCUGUUCGAAAAGAUAAUCAAAGAGAAUCGUGGAAAAAUAAAGGUGUUCUUUUGUGGAGCGCCAGCCCUGGGGAAGAUAAUUAAAGAAGAAUGUGAGAAAAUGAAGAUAGGAUUCUCUAAAGAAAAUUUCUAAAUUUCAAAAGAGUGCAUCCUUGGAUAUUUAUAUAAAUAACUGCGUUGUUGAAUGUUUUGUGUGAAUGUGUUGAAUAGUAGUGUUUUAGUUAUAAGUAUACUGCAGGCUACAGUUUCGUCAUUGUUCUCUAAGUCAAGAGGAUUUCUCAACUUUGUUCAUAGAAAAGUAUUGGAGUAACGGAAAAAAUCUUAAAAGCAAACUGUUAUUACAUUUUGUUGUUUUCAAAUGAAAAAUAUUAGGAUAAGUAAAGUUGAUAAGACUGGUGACGCGGAUAGAACAAAGAAUAAUUGAUAACAUAAACAAACUAAGGACGGCUCAACUAGCUAUAUCAGAACUCUUAUAUUUAACUAAGAAACUAAGGAAUGGUUAACUAGCUAAAUCGGAACUCUUAUACUUAACUGAGUAACUACGAACGGGUUAACUAGCUAUAUCGGAACUCUUAGACUUAACUAAUGAGUAGUUAACUAGUUAUAUCGGAACUCUUAGACUUAACUAAUGAGUAGUUAACUAGUUAUAUCGGAACUCUUAGACUUAACUAAUGAGUGGUUAACUAGCAAUAUCGGAACUCUUAGACUUAACUAGUAACUAAGGAAUAGUUAACUAGCUAUAUCGGAACUCUAAGACUUAACAAAGUGACUGAGGAAUGGUGAACUAGCUAUAUCGGAACUCUAUAGACCUACUAAGUAACUUAGGAAUGGUAAACUAGAUAUAUCAAAAGUCUUAGACUUAACUAACUAACUAAGGACGGUUUAACUAGCUCGGAACUCUAGACUUACGUGUAACUAAGAAAUUAAGGAAUGGUGAACUAGCUAUAUCGGAAUUCUUAGACUUACAUGUAACUAAGUAACUAAGGAAUGGUUAACUAGCUAUAUCGGAACUCUAAGACUUAACUAAGUGACUGAGGAAUGGUGAACUAGCUAUAUCGGAACUCUAUAGACCUAACUAAGUAACUUAGGAAUGGUUAACUAGAUAUAUCGGAACUCUUACACUUACAUGUAACUAAGUAACUAAGGAAUGGUGAACUAGCUAUAUCGGAAUUCUUAGACUUACAUGUAACUAAGUAACUAGGGAAUGGUUAACUAGCUAUAUCGGAACUCUUACACUUACAUGUAACUAAGUAACUAAGGAAUGGUUAACUAGCUAUAUCGGAAUUCUUAGACUUACAUGUAAAUAAGUAACUAAGGAAUGGUUAACUAGCUAUAUCGGAAUUCUUAGACUUACAUGUAACUAAGUAACUAAGGAAUGGUUAACUAGCUAUAUCGGAACUCUUAGACUUACAUGUAACUAAGUAACUAAGGAAUGGUUAACUAGCUAUAUCGGAACUCUAGGACUUAAUGCAGUAACUAAGGAAUCGUUAACUAGCUAUUUCGGAACUCUAAGAGCGAAAUAUAUAUAACUCAAAAUUGCAUAAGUAGCACUGACUAUGGCCAAAUUUUGAUGUCAGAAUUUUCCAGUAGGAGUCAUCGCCCUUUCCCUUGUACAUACUAGCUUUGUUUAGAUAUGUACAUUUCCUCGAUUUACCCUAUUAGCGCUGUAUAGAAAGUUUUAUGUUUUUGAUAUCUGUUUUUACAAAAUAACAAACGAUAUCAAUAGAGUGUUAAAAUUCGUUAUCAGACAAUAUCUACUCAUUGAAAAAACAAACCCACGUUUGGAAAAUUCAUGUCAUCUAAGAUAUUUCAUAUAAAGUGUAAAUUGUUCUCGACAACAAUGUUCCUCACAAUGAAUCCCUAUACAUUGUUAAUUAAAUCAUUAUCGUUAGUGGUAGCCAUAAAGACAUCACAAUGUAUUAUGCUAUGAUAUCUUGACUUAUUUUUUGUAUAACAUGACUCUAGUUAAUUGCAAUA